AUGUUUGGUGUCUCCUUGUCCUGUUUUCUCCAUCUUUACCAUACUUGGAGAGUCGGAGCAUCAGGCCAGUGUAAAGAUAACUUGGAUGUUACAGAAGACAGGAGAUUGAGUGCUAUUUUUCACCAGUUCUCUCCAUUAUGUGCCUUAGGAGAUAGCACAGCUCUGUAUGCGUCUAAUGGAAGCUAUAGUUUGCACGUUUAUUCUGCAUUUACACUGCACUGCUGUAGAAGUGGAGAAAUUAGCAGAGUACGGAAAGACAUGUACAAUGACACAUUAAAUGGCAGUACAGAGAAAAGGAGUGCAGAAUUGCCUGAUGCGGUGGGACCCAUUGUUCAGUUACAAGAGAAACUUUAUGUGCCUGUAAAAGAAUACCCUGAUUUUAAUUUUGUUGGGAGAAUCCUUGGACCUAGAGGACUUACAGCUAAACAGCUUGAAGCAGAAACAGGAUGUAAAAUAAUGGUCCGAGGCAAAGGCUCAAUGAGGGAUAAAAAGAAGGAGGAGCAAAAUAGAGGCAAGCCCAAUUGGGAGCAUCUAAAUGAAGAUUUACAUGUACUAAUCACUGUGGAAGAUGCUCAGAACAGAGCAGAAAUCAAGCUGAAGAGAGCAGUGGAAGAAGUGAAGAAGUUACUGGUACCUGCAGCUGAAGGAGAAGACAGCCUAAAGAAGAUGCAGCUGAUGGAGCUUGCAAUUCUGAAUGGCACCUACUACACGUUGGCACCAGCUACAUCAAUCCUUGAGUACCCUAUUGAACCCAGUGGUGUGUUAGGUGCGGUGGCUACUAAAGUUCGAAGGCACGAUAUGCGUGUCCAUCCUUACCAAAGGAUUGUGACCGCAGACCGAGCCGCCACCGGCAACUAACCUAUGACCUUCUGACCUCUGAACUCUUCACCCAAUGAUGACCUGACCA
Mastomys coucha (southern multimammate mouse) is the source of this 907-nucleotide messenger RNA. RefSeq names its product QKI, KH domain containing RNA binding (gene Qki). Lineage: Eukaryota; Metazoa; Chordata; Mammalia; Rodentia; Muridae. Gene Ontology annotation, biological process: regulation of mRNA splicing, via spliceosome. The transcript is spliced from 9 exons. The record is from RefSeq and is a predicted model, not a curated record. Bases 1 to 858 code for a protein of 285 amino acids. Gene Ontology annotation, molecular function: mRNA binding. Gene Ontology annotation, cellular component: nucleus.